AUGCCUGCAUGUGAUAUACAAGCUAAGCCACAAAUUGAGUCUAGAAUGAAGACUUUGAAGACUCAUUUUCAAGUGGUUCAUGAAAUGUUGACUGGACCAUUUUGUAGUGGAUUUGGGUGGGACAAUGACAGAAAAGCUAUUACUGCAAAAAAGUCAGUGUGGGAAGCAUAUUUGCAAAGUCACAAAGAAGCAGCCCCCUUCAAGAUCAAGUCAUUCCCUUGGUAUGAUGACUUAUGUAUGGUUUUUGGCAAGGAUCGUGCAACUGGAAAAAAUGCGGAGACUGCAGCAGAUGUUGUUGAAGAACUUCAAACUGAAGAAGAAAACACUACUCUUGGAGAAGAUGAUUUCAACUAUGCUAACAAUGUGGAUUAA
Messenger RNA from Humulus lupulus (European hop), 372 nucleotides. RefSeq lists its product as uncharacterized. The record is from RefSeq and is a predicted model, not a curated record. Bases 1 to 372 code for a protein of 123 amino acids. The transcript has 2 exons. Lineage: Eukaryota; Viridiplantae; Streptophyta; Magnoliopsida; Rosales; Cannabaceae.